ACGAUGUCGCGGGCGUGAGUUAAGUUUACAUUCAAGGCACGGAGUGAAAACACGCACUGAAACACACUCCUGAGAACCAAACACACACACACACACAUUACAGGACAACAGCAUAAUGGCGUCCGCGAGUGUGGUGGGGCAGCACCCGGGUCCGCACAGACUGGACUCGGAACCUCAGCUGCUCUUCAUGAAGCUAACCGGCAGAAAGAAAAUCACCCUGCCGAGGAAGUCUUCCUGGGAGAAGAUGAUGUUCAGGAGAAGCUCUGGGAGCAGCGCAGAGUGCGGGUCGGUCUCUACUGGUGAACAAGCGGGGACUCAUGCGGUGGCUCCUGGACCAUUGGCAGGAACGGCGGUGAGAGGAGUGAAGAUGCCCGGUGAAGGAUGCGGAGCUCCGGCUGGUGUUGCUGCGCCACGUAGCCUGGACCGGGACGGAGAUGAGCGCAGCGCGGACUGCGGCAGGCAGACAGCUGGUGAGAGUCGAACCGGGGACAUCACCAGUGACUGUAACAGCAACGUCAGCUGUGACCCAAAUCUUAACACAGGUGGUCGCAAGGGGACUUCAAUCAAGAGGUCGUGCAUUGUCAUGCCAGGCGGAUCUAGUAGCCACCGGCACCGGGACCAACCUCACAGGGGACGAGACAGUGGACACCCGAGCAUCAGCGGCAGCCUCCCGCUGGACAGGCUCACACAAGGCAGGACAGGCGUGGUCAGGCUGGCCCGUACAGAGCCUCAUCGCAGGGAGGCCUGGACCAUCUUUCCCCGGGGUUUGGACCCAAGGGUGAGGACCGAGAAAGGAGAAGGACACCGGUUUGAGGCCAAGCCCGUUACGCAGGACUGGUGUGACUCCUGCAGCCGUCAGAUCGCCGCACAGGCACUGAAGUGUCAAAACUGCAGCUACACCUGUCACCUGGAGUGUGAGAGCCAGGUCCAGCUGGACUGCAACCAAAGGGACAGAAGGUCCAAAGAAACUCCAUCUCCCAGAAGCCACUACAAAUCCAAAGCCGCUCAACACAAGCAGAAUGAAGCAAAGGAAGAAGAAGAGAGAGGAACAAAGGACCUGUCAGAGGAAGAGGUGCAAACAAGGAUAGACGAGUACAACGCUCAAGAGUCUGAAAAUGGCAUGAAUCUGGCCUCAGACGGAUCCUUCACAGGCUUCAUAAAGGUUCACCUGAGGCUCAGUCGACCAGUCACAGUCCCUGCUGUGGAGACUGCAGGCCCAGACGGAGCGUCUAGGCAGACGGGUGGCAGUAAUCAGGCGCCGUCUGAGUGCCAGGAAGGAACAGACUGUGGACAGAGUGAAAAGAGGACAUCCUUCUACCUACCAUCCGACUGUGUGAAGCAGAUCCACAUCAGCUCUCUGACCACCACCAGAGAGGUGAUCCAGGGCCUGCUGAAGAAGUUCAUGGUGUUGGACAAUCCCCGAAAGUUUGCACUGUACAGGCAGACACAUCGGGACGGACAGGAUCUUUUCCAGAAGCUUCCUUUGUGUGAGCGUCCUCUUCUCCUGAGGUUGAUAUCAGGGCCUGAUCCAGAACAGCUCAGCUUUGUCCUGAAGGAAAAUGAGACCGGGGAGGUGCAGUGGCAUGCAUUCUCUGUCCCUGAGCUACAGAACUUCCUGGUAAUCCUGGAGAAAGAGGAGACGGAGCGAGUGCGGGCAGUGGAGCAAAAAUACACCGUGUACCGACGGAAACUACAACAGGCCCUGCAACAACAUGACCCCUGACCCCUUCACCUGUUACCUUACAACUGAAACCCAGGGAGACACUGACCCUUUGAACCCCCACCCCUUUGCCCAUCUAUUUAGAGGCUGGAGCUGGAGCUGAACUUGUCUCCACCUUCCACAUAUACACCUAAACAUACAGUACACCCACACACACAUGCAAACCCUUUCUCAGGACGCAUAUAAACCCCCCCCACCCCCCACCCCCACCCCCCAACCCUCGUCAUCUAUUCAUCAACUCCCUGAGGAGAGGCGAAAGCGACUUGAAAGGCUACAGGGUGUGUGGUCUGCUUGCUGAUUGGACGAGUGUUGUUUUCAUUGCCAAGGACACACACAGACACAGAAUGAUCACAGCGAGAUCUGAAACUUGAAAUCUCAUUAGGGGACUGAUAAGAACCACUGGUGUUUUUAAAGAUUCCCCUCUUCUUCUGCUACUGCUGCUGCUGCUACUGCAAGUGUUACUUAUGCAUGAGUCUCUCAGCUCAUCCCCUGCACAUAGUGAGAAUUACAACAGAAGGCAUGAUUCAUUUUUUCAGCAUCUCUUGGGGAUGGAAGGACAAUCAUACUGAGGGUUGAUGGGUUUUUUUUUUUUUAUCUUCCUUGAAUUGAUGUUAUCAUCAGAUGUAUCAUUUUUAUGCUGGAAUAGAAGACAUGGAUUUGUGAGGGAGGUGUGUAGGAUCAGGUUUGUCUUUUGAAGAGAGCAUCAUACCAGUAACCAGCUGGAAAGAUCUAUUCUCUGAUAUUUUUUUUUCUCAGGGAGCAUGUGUUUAAAGAGAAAACCUUAUCGCUGAAACAAAUCACCCCUUUUUAAAACAUUGUGUCCAAAAUUAGCCUUUUUUAUUUGAUGCUAUCGUUCCAUUUCCCUCCUGUAAUACAUUGGGUGGUGGAAAGGGGGGAAAGGGUGGUGCAAAGAUCCAGUCAUUUGCAAGAACAGAUCUCAAUCUGACUCAGUUAGCACUCCCCUCGGUAAACACAAACUUCUUCUCAGAUUUAACUGCAACGUCAUUUUCUCUCCCUAAAGUCUGACCCACUCAACCUUGCAUGAUGUCCACAAACUCAGCAAGGCAAUACACACACACACACACACACACAC
Notolabrus celidotus (New Zealand spotty) is the source of this 2813-nucleotide messenger RNA. RefSeq names its product Ras association domain family member 5 (gene rassf5). NCBI's taxonomy places the organism in Eukaryota, Metazoa, Chordata, Actinopteri, Labriformes, Labridae. The transcript is spliced from 6 exons. The coding region runs from base 116 to 1723 and encodes 535 amino acids. The record is from RefSeq and is a predicted model, not a curated record. Gene Ontology annotation, cellular component: nucleus. Gene Ontology annotation, biological process: signal transduction.